AUGGCUCAAGAAUCGGGUUCGGAGGAUAUGUUCACGAGGCGAAAUCCAUCUCAGCGUCAAAUCAAACGUAGACAAGCGGAAGAUCUCCUUUUAGACGAUUUUGAGGAUGAAAGCGACGAUGAUUAUGUUUUUGAAGGAGAUGUUGAUGAAGCUAGUGACGAAUCUGGGAGUGAAAGUGAUGAUGACGAGUCAUCUGAAUCUGAUUCUAAUAGCUCAGUCGAAAUUGUUGGCAUAAGUCAUAAUUCGGAAACAGUUCUUGCUGAUUCUGCUCCUGACGGCCUUAUAGCUGUUCCCUCAGAGGCUUAUCCCGUAUCUGAUAAAAUUGAUACGCCAUUUAAGCCGAAACUGCCUCCAAGGAUUUGCAUGAUCUGUUUAGGUGAUGAAAGCAAUGCUUCUGACGAACUAAUUGAAUGUGAUGCUUGCAAAGUUGUUGUACAUGAGGAAUGUCACAAGGUGUAUGAAAAUGUCUUUCUCUCCAGUAGUGCAAGCUCUUCUGAAACCGAUCCAUGGUUUUGUGAGCCCUGUUUGGCUGGCGUUGAAAAUCCUAUAUGUGAACUCUGUCCGAAUUUGGAUGGUGUGUUUAAAAGGACAGAUAAUAACCGCUGGGUCCACAUUCUUUGUGCGCUCUACACUCGUGGUGUAAAAUUUGAUUAUCUGGAUAGUCUUCAAGAUGUUACGCUCACGGAAUUACCCUAUCAACAAUGGUCAUCUAAGGAAUGUUCUCUCUGUCAAGAUAAAUUUUUCGCCUGGACGGGUGUUUGCAUUGAUUGUGACGCUGGUCUUUGCAAAAGCCAUUUCCAUGCUACAUGUGCUCAGCGUGAAGGUCUCAUUUCUGAGCCAUUAUUAGAAGAUAGCGCAGUGGAUCCCUACUUCGCUCACUGCAAGCAGCAUACUGAAAAGGAGGUUAUUAAAGCACGUCGUCGAAACUACCUUUCUGCAUUUAAUCGAUGCCAAAUGAUGCGUCAAAUGAUGAUGGAGGAGAAGCAGAAGAAGGAUCCCUACGCGAUGGACUUGGUGGAAGACUUCACCACUCUCCCCUCGUCGUCCUCGAAUGAAGUGAAGAGCCGAUUUAACCUUCUGGACGGUAGACUAAAGAGAAAGCUGGAGUACUUCCGUGAUCUCUACAAUAGGUCCCUUAGAAAUCGGGAGAAGCCUUAUACGCGACCCACCAAAGUGCCCUUCUAUAUGGAAAACUCUCCCUUGGCCAUGCGCGCUUUCGUAGGCAAAUCACUUGCACUUAAUCUACCCCUUCAACUCACUGGAAGCUCAGCUCUAACGGAAGCAACUAAAACCCUCGCUCCCGGUUGUCCCGUCUUCUGUUCUGACUUUGUCAACUACGUUCUAGACCGUGAAAAAAAGAUUGAUGAGUUCUCAAAGUGCUUAAUCACCCUCGAGAAAACUAGAACGACACUGCAAGUUUUGGAGGCUAAGGUUUCGUCGACCUAUAAUACUCUUUCUACUAAGCUAUCGGAUAUAAAUGCCAAGAGAAAUUAUCUGCGCGACAAUGCUCGGUCUGUUUUGAACCACCUUGCGAAUCUGUUGCCGGGCCUUCAAGCAACAGGUGAAUUAGCAGCAUUCGUGGCCCCUCCAAAGGCCACCACAACAGUUGUUAUUAAUGACUCGGGUGAAAUGUCAGCUGAUUCUAAUCCCGAUGGUGCUGGUGACGCAGCUACCACGACCUCAACGUCAAUAACAACAUCCCGUGGUAGAAAGGUCCGUUCCUCAGCGGUUAAUGCGAAUGUUGCCGUUUUGGCCACAACCAGAUCCUCACGUCAAUCGCGUAAGCGACCGCGAAAGAGCCAACCUGGUUCUGGUUGUACUUCAGCGAGCAAACGCCCUAAGCAAACAAGCGCUGGUGACUCGGAUGUGAUUGUCCUCUCUGAGGACGAUCAUCAUCAGCAUGUAGUCCCUACUGAAGAAGCUACAGUCAUCCGCGUUGAGAAUAUUCUUCAUCAUUGUAGCAUAUGUGGCGAGCAACGUGAUCAGCACUUGCUGGCAAUCUGUGACACUUGCAAGCAUGCUUUUCACAUUGCUUGUCUUGACCCUCCCCUUGCCCGAGUUCCCAAACCCAGCAAACUCUUCGCUUGGCAAUGCAGUGCUUGCACCCUAGCAAUGGUUACUCCCAAUGAAACGGUGACUGUAGAUAUUAAUGCCCCCAGACAACUACGCAGAAACAAUCCUACAGCAGCUAAUUCAUCAUCUCAAGCCUCCUCUCGUGCGACACCCUUGAAAAACCUCUCAUUGUCAUCACAAGGUAACACUUCGUCACCAAUUACCAUGAAUCUCUCCACUCCUUCUCCCGCUAAAUCUCAUGGUGAUUCAGGGGUCAAACGACGUUUUAAUAAUACGUCAAUAGCUGCAACACGAUGUCGGGGUGGAACUCGUCGUGGUAGGUCAGGAAGACGUCCUAAAGUUGUCAAGGCUGAAGCCUACGACACAGUGGAACGACCUAAGGAAGUCAUUCCAUCAGAAGCUUAUCCUGUCACAGAGAUGAAGCCGGGUACAGGCAGACCUAUCUCCAUCUCGUCCGUUGACUAUGAAGAUGCCGGGCGACAUGAGAUUGAAAGCUCUGGAGAAAGCGAACACGACUCAGAAGUCAAGGUGAAGCAGUCAGCGGUCAAAACUGAGAAGGUGGAGGAAGAUAAUGAUGAUUUGUCUGAAAUGAGAAGCUCAAGAGUUAAGUUCGUUCGAAUAAAAGGCCACGAAAGUCCGAACCAAGGCUUUUCCGAUCAGGGCGCGCAGCAGCCUCCUCAGCACUACGUCAUCUGCUCAUCUCAGGAGGCUACCCCUAAGGUGCGUUUCAUUUAUGGUGUCUUCUCUCCACUCAUAUAUGCUCUCCCUCUCCUCUUCUCCUUCUUCUAG
Molecule: messenger RNA, 2862 nt
Organism: Rodentolepis nana
Lineage: Eukaryota; Metazoa; Platyhelminthes; Cestoda; Cyclophyllidea; Hymenolepididae
Source: the annotation of a GenBank genome assembly